Messenger RNA from Lathyrus sativus (Indian pea), 1620 nucleotides. The record is from the annotation of a GenBank genome assembly. NCBI's taxonomy places the organism in Eukaryota, Viridiplantae, Streptophyta, Magnoliopsida, Fabales, Fabaceae.
AUGAAUAACUCAGUAGUUUCAGACAACAGUUUUAUUAUUGAAAGUGAGGAAGAAGAUGAUAAGGAUUUUAACGAUGGAAAUGAUUCUGAUUCUUCUAAUUACUCAAAUGAAAAUCCACCACAAAGGAAACCAAGUUCUUAUAACCCUUCAUGGCCUCAGAGUUACAGGCAAUCAAUUGAUCUAUACAGUAGUGUACCAUCCCCCAAUAUUGGAUUUCUGGGAACUACAUCAUUUUCAAGAUUAAGCAGUUCCUUCCUUUCUACAUCUCUAACAAGGAGGCACACUCCGGAAGCACUUCCUUCUGUCACAAAGCCUCUGAUACAGCAACAGAUAGAAGAUGAGCCGCAACAAAGACGUAGCUCUCAUGCCUUGCUUCCACCUUCUGCCAAAAGGUCUUCUAUGCUUAAGAAAGACUCUAAGGUUUCUCAUGAAGUUCCUUCUGGCCAUUGCUCGUUCGGACAGGCUGUGCUUAAUGGCAUAAAUGUUCUUUGUGGAGUAGGAAUCCUUUCAACCCCUUAUGCUGCUAAAGAAGGUGGAUGGGUAGGACUUUCCAUCUUGUUCAUUUUCGGUAUUCUUUCCUUUUAUACCGGAUUGCUCUUGCGUUCUUGCUUGGACAGUGAGCCUGGUCUUGAGACAUAUCCUGACAUUGGCCAAGCUGCUUUUGGUACUGCCGGACGUAUUGCCAUUUCAAUAGUAUUAUACGUGGAGUUAUAUGGCUGUUGCAUUGAGUAUAUAAUUUUGGAAGGCGACAACUUGGCUUCGUUGUUUCCAAACGCAUACUUAAAUUUAGGUGUAAUUGAGUUGAAUCCGAAAACACUCUUUGCUGUGAUUGCCACCUUGGCUGUUCUUCCUACCGUUUGGCUCCGCGACCUUAGCAUUCUUAGUUACAUUUCAGCUGGUGGAGUUAUUGCAUCCGUUUUAGUAGUUCUGUGCUUGUUAUGGGUCGGGGUUGAAGACGUUGGCUUUCAACGCUCAGGGACAACGCUCAAUCUUGCAACUCUACCUGUUGCUAUCGGUCUUUAUGGCUACUGUUAUUCUGGACAUGCUGUGUUCCCAAACAUUUACACAUCCAUGGCAAAUCGAAACCAAUUCCCUGCAGUACUAGUAGCAUGUUUCGGAGUUUGUAGCUUACUGUAUGCUGGAGGCGCUGUUAUGGGAUACCGAAUGUUUGGAGAAGAUACACUCUCUCAAUUCACUCUUAACCUGCCACAAGAUUUGGUUGCAACCAAGAUUGCUGUCUGGACUACGGUGGUUAAUCCAUUUACCAAGUAUGCAUUGACUAUAUCUCCGGUGGCGAUGAGUCUUGAAGAGUUGAUCCCAUCAAACCAUUCCAAGUCUUACCUGUUUUCCAUUUUCAUCAGAACAGGCCUUGUAUUUUCCACCCUUGUUAUUGGUCUCUCGGUUCCCUUUUUCGGUUUGGUAAUGUCGUUGAUUGGAUCCUUACUUACAAUGCUUGUAACUUUGAUACUACCAUGUGUUUGCUACCUAAGAAUCUUGCGAGGCAAAGUCACGCGAUUACAGUCAGGACUUUGCAUUUCGGUUAUUAUAGUAGGUGUUGUGUGUUCGUCGAUUGGAACGUACUCAGCGCUCGCGGAGAUUGUUAAGAGUUUGAGUGGAUGA